Molecule: messenger RNA, 2052 nt
Organism: Adineta ricciae
Lineage: Eukaryota; Metazoa; Rotifera; Eurotatoria; Adinetida; Adinetidae
Source: the annotation of a GenBank genome assembly
AUGAUUUCUCUUCUAAAUAAUAGCAAGUUAUUGUUAUUCUUUCAAAUAUUCUCUCAUAUCCAAUCAACAAUAAUCUACCAGAAUGAUUAUGAACCGCGUGUGUUUGAUCAUAUUCCAUCGAAUUGUUACGAUUGUUUAUCCUAUCGUGAUAUUAUUUUAACUCAAUUAACGGAUGUUUCGGCGCGAUCAUUUGCGAAUUUUCAUUUAGGUUCGCGAGAUACGUACAUGAUCUUGAAUGGUCAAGUGAAAUUAACAUUACAUCCGUUCGCCUUUCAGUCGCUGAUCAUCGAUAAGCCCAAUAAGACUUUAACGAUCACAUUCGCAGCACCGAAUUCUUGGUUGAAUAUCACAGAAAACACGUUCAAUGGCCUUGAACUUUAUUCCUAUUCGACAUUACGAAUUAUUAUCAAAUUCUUUUACGGAGUUACUUUCCAUAAGAACUCACUUUCUGGUAUUAAAAUGGGUAAACAUUCACGUUUGAUUGUUGACAUAUCCUCCAUUACCGAGAUUAACUUUGAAAAGCAUAUUAUUAAAGAAGAUGACUUCAAUUCAUCCAUUGACUUUCUUUUUGCACGGACAGAUACCAUUUUCUUUGAUUCCUAUUCGUUUUCACACCUGAACAUACAAUCGAAUCAAAUCAUCUCGUUUCAAUUCGAAUUAAUUUCACAUAUCUAUGUGAAAUCUUACGCAUUUCAGUCGUUACAAUUACAAUCAGCAAGUUCAUUUCGUUUCUAUUCGAUCUUUUUGAAUCGCUUGCAUCUUGAAUCGUACGCAUUCGAUUCGAUGCUGUUAAACUCUCACUCCAUCUUCAAUUUCACUAUUCGAACUUUGGGAACUUGCUUAUGUUUCGAAUCGUACUCAUUCAACAAUCUACAAACGAAAUUCGCCAGUGAAAACAUUCUUAUUCUAUUUCAUUUUCAUACUCUUCGUGGUUUAUCUUUCUUUUCUAAUACAUUUCACAAUCUUUCAUUACAUAAUACUCAGAAUCAAUUACGAAUCCUUUCGAUUAAUCCAUUUAAUGAUGUUAAUCCAAUGAUAAAUUUUGCCAAAGAGACAUUUUCAAGCGCAACGCUCGGUUCAAUUCUUCUGAAUUUCUCGGAAAUCACCGCCGUGCGUUUCGAAAGGCAAUCACUACGAACAGAUCUGUUCACUCAUGAUAUUUAUCUCAAAGGUAUUUCAUUAGUAGAUCUUUCGACAUUAAACGCGAAUUUCAUGCAGAAAAGGUGUCAUUUUUCUUUCGAUAACAUUCGCUAUGUUAAAUGGUACGAAAAGGACAAGAAUGUCAAUCAUCAGAUUCAAUAUCAUUUUAAGUAUCUGGCGAACUCGUCGUGCCUUAUUUAUUCAGCUUCACGUUCGAUCCCUUGGAGAUUUUCCAUUUCGAAUUUCACAACUUGUAAUUGUCCACUUCUCUAUGCGUUUCAACAUGGUCAAGUUGAUGAACAACUCAUUCCAUGUCGACAUCAGACAGAUGAAUUGAUCAAGCAAUGUGAUUUUAAUCGAAUUAGAAUGGAAUGUCAGACAGCAAUCGAAGCUUUGACGAAUUUGAAUGCAACGAAUGAUACGUCAACAGUUGCACAUCACUCGAACGAAUUCGAUAAUUCGCUAAUUCGACAAUUAUAUGACAGAAAUUACCUUUCGUGUUCAUUUAAUUACUCGUCAUUACCAUCGACGAGCCUUGUUCGAUUGGGCUUAUUGAAUAAUUUUAGUUUAGUGCUCGGUAUCAUUUUCGGCAUCUUCAUUCUAUUGCUCGUCAUUGUGAUGGGUUUGUUAAAUGGUUUACAAUAUAAGAUGCGAGAAUAUGAUGAAACAUGGACAUGGAGACGAAAUAUGUCAUGGACAACAUUACGACGAACCAUAUCGCAAACAUCGCUAAGACGUUCACGAAGAGACUUGCGUACAAUAAAUAAUCAAGGUGUAACAUCGAGAUCGGAUAAUCAAUUAGAUCGACUAAGAUACGACCAACAGGAUGCUGAUGAACAGGAAAUAACUUAUGAUUUCAAACAAUCGCAGUCUAUUCAAGAAGGCUUAAAACGAAAGAAUCUUAUGUUUUAA